ACCCCCCUCCCGUUCUUCCCCCUACAUCCCCAGAGUCCAUUGUAUUCUUAUGCCUUUACAGCCUCAUAGCUUAGUUCCCACAUGUCAGUGAGAACAUAGAUGUUAUCACGGUAUUUGAUUUUUCCAUUUUUGAGUUACUUCCCUUAGAAUAAUAAUCUCCAAUCUCAUCCAGGUCGCUGCAAAUGCUAUUCAUUCAUUCCUUUUUAUGGCUGAGUAGUAUUCCAUCGUAUAUAUAUAUACACCACAGUUUCUUUACUGACUCGUUGAUUGAUGGGCAUUUAGGUUGGUUCCAUGAUUUCGCAAUUGUGAAUUGUGCUGCUAUAAACAUGCAUGUGCAAGUAUCUUUUUUGUAUAACGACUACUUUUCCUCUGGGUAAAUACCCAGUAGUGGGAUUGCUGGAUCAAAUGGUAGUUCUACUUUUAGUUCUUCAAGGACUCUCCACACUCUUUUCCGUAGUGGCUGUACUAGUUUACGUUCCCACCAACAGUGUAGAAGCGUUCCCUGAUCACCGCAUCCACGGCAACAUCUACUGUUUUUUUAUUACGGCCAUUCUUGCAGGAGUAAGGUGGUAUCGCAUUGUGGUUAUGAUUUACAUUUCCCUCAUCAUUAGUGGUGUUGAGCUUUUGUCUCACGUUUUCAUGUUUGUUGGCCAUUUGUACAACUUUUUUUUUUUGAGACAGAGUCUCACUCUGUCGCCCAGGCUGGAGUGCAGUGGCGUGAUCUCGGCUCACUGCAAACUCCGCCUCCUGGGUUCACGCCAUUCUCCUGCUUCAGCCUCCCAAGUAGCUGGGACUACAGGUGCCUGCCACCGCGCCUGGCUAAUUUUUUUGCAUUUGUACAUCUUUUGAGAAUUGUCUAUUCAUGUCCUUAGCCCACUUUUUGAUGGGAUUGUUUUUUUCUUACUGAUUUAAGUUUGUUGGAGAUUCUGGAAAUUAGUCAUUUGUUAGACAUACAGAUUGUGAAGAUUUUCUCCCACUCUGUGGGUUGUCUGUAUACUCUGCUGACUGUUCCUUUUGCCAUGCAAAAGCUCUUUAGUUUAAUUAAGUCCCGGCUAUUUAUCUUUGUUUUUAUUGCAUUUGCUUUGGGUUCUUGGUCAUGAAAUCCUUGCCUAUGCCAAUAUCUAGAAGGGUUUUUCCGAUGUUAACUUCUAGAAUUUUUAUAGUUUCAGGUCUUAUAUUUAAGUCCUUAAUCCAUCUUGAGUUGAUUUUUGUAUAAGAUGAGACAUGAGGAUCCAGUUUCAUUCUCCUGUGUGUGGCUAGCUGAUUAUCCCAGCACCACUUGCUGAAAAGGGUGUCCUUUCCCCACUUUGUUUUUGUUUGCUUUGUCAAAGAUCAGUUGUCUGUAAGUAUUUGGGUUUAUUUUACUGAGUUCUCUAUUCUAUUCCAUUGGUUUAUGUGCCUAUUUUUAUACCAGUACCAUGCUGUUUUGGUGACUGCAGCCUUAUAGUAUAGUUUGAAAUCAGGUAGUGUGACAUCUCCAGAUAUGUUCUUUUUGCUUAAUUAGUCUUGCUUUGGCUAUGUGGGCUCUUUUUUGGUUCCAUAUGAAUUUUAGAAUUGUUUUUUCUAAUUCUGUGAAGAAUGAUGGUGGAGCCUUAUUUCUUAUUUUACUGCCUUUGUAUGGUCAUUUUUAAGUAAAUAGCAUGGUGUGUUUACAAAGAAUGUUCUGCAGAUGUUCAUUGUAGUGUUCUGUUAAUGCUAAUUGAAUGAGUUAAAAUUGUGUUCAAAUUCAAUAUAGCCUAAGUAAAUUUGUGUGUGUACCCACAUCAUCUAUCAACUGUGGAGAGAGACUUGGCAAAAACUCUCAUUUUGAUGGUAGAAUGUCAGUUUUUUUCUUGUAAUUCUUUUGAUUUUUGCUUUAUUUCAGUGUGAUAAUAUGUGGAUUAUGUCCAUUUGGUGAUUUGAACCUUUAACAUCAUGUAGGAGCACUCUUUAUCUUUAGUAAUAUUCUUUGCUUCCAAGUCUAUUUUGUCUGAUACUCAUUUAGCAGUUUUCUUUUGGUGAGUAGUCACCUAGUAUAUCUUUCUAUUCUUAUUGUCAACCUUUUUUGUAUCCUUAUGUUUUAGGUGUGUUUCUUAUAAACAACAUAUAGCUGAGUUUCUUAAAAGUUACUCUGGCAGUCUUUGAAUUUUACUUGAAGCAUUGCAUUCUUUUCAUUUUCAUUGUUACUAUAGAGUGAUAUUUUGUGCUAUAUAUCUAUCAAGUUUUUUUCUCCAUUUUUUAGGAUUGAUUAUUGUUUCGUUUUUUUGUCCAUUAUUAGUUUGAAAGUUAUAUAUUUAUUUUUUCUGCUCUCAGUGAUUUCUCUCGACAUUUUAAUGCACUCACCUAACUUACAAACUUCUAAAGUUAGUUUCUUCCUACUUGAUACAAGCCACUUUAGAAUACUUCGAUAAACUCUGGAGUCAUUACCUCAAAAUUAUAUGCUAGUCUAUUGUGUUUGAACUAUAUAAUUUUAAGCCCCUAUGGUACACCAUAACUAUUAUUUAUCUAACCAAUGCUUAGUUUUACUCCCACUUACACUUGUUUUUUGCUCAUUAUUUCUUCUUCAUUUUGGACCGUCUCAAUUUCCUUUUGCCUAAAGUACAUCUUUUCAAAUUAUUUUAAUGAAAGACUGUAGCUAACUCUUAUUUUUUUCUGUCUGAAAAUGUUUUAUUUUGACUUUGUUCUUGAAAAAAAAUGUCCAUUUGUUAUAGAAUCUUAAAUCAACACUUUAAAACACAAGAAUUAUGAUUUCUUUGCAUUCUGGCUUUCAUUGUAGCUAUUACGUCAACUGACAGCCAUUCCUUUGAAGGUCAUCUGUCUUUUACUUCUGUGUGCUUUAAAGAUUUCAUCUUGACAUUGUUAAUAUUAUUGUCUUGGCACUGUUAAUUUUCUGUAGUUUGAUAUAAUGUGCCUGGGUAUGAAUUUCUUUUCAUUUAUUCUGCCUAUUCUUGUAGCUGUGCGGGUUCAUCUCUUUCAUCAGUUCUAGAAAUUCUUGGCUGUGUUUUUUCUUACAAAUGCUGUCUCAACUUUAUGUUUCUCAGCAUUGAAAUCUAGAUUUCCUUAGAUAAUAUCUUCUUAUCAUGAAUCUUCUCUUUAGUUGCUUUAAAUCUGCUGUUAAACCUUUACAUUGAGUUUUAAUGUUUGUUGUAUUUUAGUUUAUAGUUCUGUGUUUUCAAGUCUGCCUGUUUGUUUUUAUGGUCUUCUACUCUUUAUUAAUAUGUUCAACUCUGUAAACAUACUGCCUAAUUCUAUUCUAUGUUGGAUUCCAGUAUGUGAACGCUCAAAGUGGGCUCAUGUUCAUAAGGUUUGAUGGCUAGCUUUCAUAACACUGUUUCUGUUUCUUUUGUAUUUUGUGGGUUUUGACUGAGCUUGUAUUUUAAACUGUGGGAAUUACUAGAGGCCCCAGGUUGUUUUUGCGAAGGAGCACUGCCAAUUUAUGACCUUUUUAAAUGCUCCACCUAAAAGUUUUUUGUACCAUCCAAGUAGAGUGGCCCGAAAAUCCAUGUGAAGGCUACUUUGGAGAUAGCACGCCUCCAGGAAGAUUUGUUUGCUGCCUCCCCAUAGCAAGCUUUGAAAUAGGUCAUUUUACUUGUGUCUUCUGGGUUUUAUAGGUAUGUGGGUGGGUGGAAGUGGAGGCAGGGGGCAGAAUUAUUUCUAGUUCAUCCUUAAGAUAUGGCUGUGGCUUUAUACAGGAGAUUUUUGAAAUAAGACUCUCUCAUAAGAAAGGACUUUUCUUUUUCCUGUAUCCCUGCUACUCCAAUUCCUGCAGUUCUUUUCACAGGGUUGAGCAGACAGUCUCAAGCUGCAUCGGCCUUCAUUGUUUACCCACCUUGCUGGCUUCUUAUGUUCACUUCAUUUUUUGGACUCUUGUAUAUGUCUUACUGAUUUCCUCAGUAAUAGCACAUUGAUGCAUUUAUACAAUUUUAAAGGUAUUUUAAUAAAUGAGCGCAUUUAGUCGUUUUCAGCUGGAAAGUUGUCCUAAGUCACUGUCCAAAAGGACUUCCGAUCAUGAGCAGGGCCAUGCCUUGCAGUUCUUAGUCCUGUACUGACGGUUGGUAAUCAGUAGAUUUUUUUUUUCAUUCAACAUAAGUUUAGGUUUCUAAAGUGGAAAGUUUUUUGUAUUUUUUUUUUUCUGUAAAAAAAAUGCUUUAUGGGCCGGGUGCGGUGGCUCACCCCUGUAAUCCCAGCACUUUGGGAGGCCAGAGCGGGUAGAUCACAAGGUCAGGAGAUCGAGACCAUCCUGGUCAACAUGGUGAAACCCUGUCUCUACUAAAAUACAAAAAAUUAACCAGGUGUGGUGACAGGCACCUGUAAUCCCAGCUACUCAGGAGGCUGAGGCAGGAGAAUCGCUUGAACCUGGAAGGCAGAGGUUGCAGUGAGCCGAGAUCGCGCCAUUGCACUCUAGCCUGGCAACAGAGUGAGACUCUAUCUCAAAAAAAAAAAAAAAAAGCUUUAUGAAUGCAAGAUUUUUUUUUAUAAUUCGAACUGAAAACAAGGCACAAAAACUUGCAGAAUUUUUUCCCUUCGACCUAAUUAUUAUACACCCUUAGCUCAAUGACUUUUAGAACCACGUCUUGCCUUUUUCUCCCUCCUGAACUUACAUAUUUCUGAGUCCCUACCCUUUUUAAGUCUACUUUAUGAAUGCAAGAUAUUUUUAUAUUUUUGUAUUUUAUAUAUUUUAUAUUAUUUAUAUUUUUUUGUAUUUUAUAUUUUGAACUGCAAACAAGGCACAAACCUGCAGGUCUUGUCUAUGUCCUCCAAAUCACAGGCACUGCCAAGAGCAUAGUGAUUGUUGGGGGGGAUUUAAAGGAAUAAAUUUCCUUUUUUGGCUUUAUUGGUAUACUUGGACAAUAAAAGUCAUGUGAACAAUGUCAAAUGUAAAGUUUAAAAUAAAUCAUUCUUGUUCAUGGAGAUUAGUUUGUUUUUUAGAUCUUUUUACAUUUUAAUCUCCCCAAAAUCACAUAUUUAGAUAUGAACAUUUUGCCAAAAGAGGGCAGUAUUCGCCUACAGUAGAAUGUAAAGGGACUGAAACAUUUCUGCAGAGAGAAGGAUGAACUUAUUUUCCUCCUAAGAUUGGUCUACUAGUCUGAUCAUCUGGGAUUGACCAUGCAAGUUUUAAUUUGUUUUCUAUUACUUUUAUGGAUUUAAAACAUUUUUGUUUGAAAAUGUUAGUCUUUAAAGAUAAAGCCAAAAAUCUGUUUAAAAAUACCUGCUUACAGAAUGACCAAAAAGUAGAUGUUUUCAUAUUUAUUAAGUUUUCACACACGUCCUCAACGAGGUGCUGCUCACUUCAGGGAAAGAUGGCCAGUUCAAACUGCUGAUGAAAAGUCUGCAACCAGCAAGACCACUGCUGCCAGUGUGUCCUGAGGGAGCUUGCAUCUGUUUGACUUUACAUAUACAUACUUAGGUUUGUCCAUCAGUUGUAUCCUCUUCAAGGAGGUAUGUGAGUUCAUGGUUUUAAGCAUAUAAAUUUAAACGUUAAAGGAAGAAAUCAGAAGUAGCCCGUUUGAGUCUUACAUGAGUGAAAUGUGUUGGGUUUCAGCAGCAGAAUAUAUAGAAGGAAAUGAAACAAUUUUUUUAAAGAGCAUAGUUUGGAAUAAAGAAAGAAUAUAUGCACCUAGAUGAACGAAUUAGAACUCUGCCUGCCCUUUAGGGUUUGGUAAUGUUACCAGAUAAAGAAGAAAAGCUGUUCUGCAUUGUUUCAAUACAUUCUUAAUCAACUUGGGCUUCAAAAGGACAGCUGGAGGCUAAGAGGUCGGGUUUUUCAUCAAAUGUGCAGUGGAAGUAAUUUUGGAAAAGUUUGUUUGCAUUAUGCUGCCUAAAACACGGUGUUUUAGAAAGAGGCUUUUGCAUUGAAAAGCUUCUCGUUCUCGCCUCUGGGAGUCUAGUGCUUCCUAGAGCUGCUUGUGCCCUCAGCCCUGUAAUGUGAUAUCCCUCCUCCUGGAUUGGUCAGAGGGGUGUCCUUUCCCUGGGAGCCGCUUUCCACCACGGCUCCCAAACUUGGCUCAGUCCAGCAGCCACCAUCACCACCACUGCGGUUGCUGCUGCUGCUGCAGCUGCAACUGCUGCUCUCCCUCCGGCUGCUGCUUCGUGUGGCCAGCAGCGAAUGGAGCGAUGGAGCCCAGACUGUUCUGCUGGACCACUCUCUUUCUCCUGGCCGGGUGGUGCCUGCCAGGGUUGCCCUGCCCCAGCCGGUGCCUUUGCUUUAAGAGCACCGUCCGCUGUAUGCACUUGAUGCUGGACCACAUUCCUCAGGUACCACAGCAGACCACAGUUCUAGACUUGAGGUUUAACAGAAUAAGAGAAAUUCCAGGGAGCGCCUUCAAGAAACUCAAGAAUUUGAACACACUUCUGCUGAACAACAACCACAUCAGAAAGAUUUCCAGAAAUGCUUUUGAAGGACUUGAAAAUUUGCUAUAUCUGUACCUGUAUAAGAAUGAAAUCCAUGCACUAGAUAAGCAAACAUUUAAAGGACUCAUAUCUUUGGAACAUCUGUAUAUUCAUUUCAACCAACUAGAAAUGCUACAGCCAGAGACCUUUGGAGACCUUCUGAGAUUAGAGCGACUAUUUUUGCAUAACAACAAAUUAUCUAAAAUUCCGGCUGGGAGCUUUUCUAAUCUGGAUUCAUUAAAAAGAUUGCGUCUGGAUUCCAACGCCCUGGUUUGUGACUGUGAUCUGAUGUGGCUGGGGGAGCUUUUACAAGGCUUUGCCCAACACGGUCACACCCAGGCUGCGGCUACCUGUGAAUAUCCUAUGAGACUCCAUGGGCGUGCAGUUGCUUCAGUAACAGCAGAGGAAUUCAAUUGCCAGAGCCCCCGAAUUACUUUUGAGCCACAGGAUGUGGAGGUACCAUCAGGAAAUACUGUCUACUUCACCUGCCGGGCGGAAGGAAACCCCAAACCUGAGAUUAUUUGGAUACACAACAACCACUCAUUGGAUUUGGAAGAUAAUACUCGACUUAAUGUGUUUGAUGAUGGCACACUCAUGAUCCGAAACACCAGAGAGUCAGACCAAGGUGUCUAUCAGUGCAUGGCCAGAAAUUCCGCUGGGGAAGCCAAGACACAGAGUGCCAUGCUCAGAUACUCCAGUCUUCCAGCCAAACCAAGCUUUGUAAUCCAGCCUCAGGACACAGAGGUUUUAAUUGGCACCAGCACAACUUUGGAAUGUAUGGCCACAGGCCACCCACAACCUCAUAUCACUUGGACCAGGGACAACGGAUUGGAACUGGAUGGAUCCAGGCACGUGGCAACGUCCAGUGGACUUUACUUGCAGAACAUCACACAAUGGGAUCAUGGUCGAUUUACCUGUCAUGCCAACAAUAGCCACGGCACUGUUGAAGCUGCAGCAAACAUAAUUGUACAAGUUCCUCCACAAUUUACAGUAACCCCCAAAGAUCAAGUGGUGCUGGAAGAACAUGCUGUAGAGUGGCUCUGUGAAGCUGACGGCAACCCACCUCCUGUUAUUGUCUGGACAAAAACAGGAGGGCAGCUCCCUGUGGAAGGCCAGCAUACGGUUCUCUCCUCUGGCACUUUGAGAAUUGACCGUGCAGCACAGCACGAUCAAGGCCAAUAUGAAUGUCAAGCAGUCAGUUCGUUGGGGGUGAAAAAGGUGUCUGUGCAGCUGACUGUAAAACCCAAAGUUCUUGCAGUGUUUACUCAACUUCCUCAGGAUACAAGUGUCGAGGUUGGAAAGAAUAUAAACAUUUCAUGUCAUGCUCAAGGAGAACCACAGCCCAUAAUUACUUGGAAUAAGGAAGGUGUGCAGAUUACUGAGAGUGGUAAAUUCCACGUGGAUGAUGAAGGCACGCUGACUAUCUACGACGCAGGGUUCCCUGACCAGGGAAGAUAUGAAUGUGUGGCUCGGAAUUCAUUUGGCCUUGCUGUGACCAAUAUGUUUCUUACAGUCACGGCUAUACAGGGUAGACAAGCUGGCGAUGACUUUGUUGAAUCUUCCAUUCUUGAUGCUGUACAGAGAGUUGACAGUGCAAUUAACUCCACACGAAGACAUUUGUUUUCACAAAAACCUCACACCUCCAGUGACCUGCUGGCUCAGUUUCAUUACCCACGUGACCCACUGAUUGUGGAAAUGGCAAGAUCAGGGGAGAUUUUUGAGCACACGCUGCAGCUGAUACGGGAACGUGUGAAGCAGGGGCUCACUGUGGACUUGGAAGGCAAAGAAUUCCGGUACAAUGACUUGGUGUCCCCGCGCUCCCUCAGCCUCAUCGCCAAUUUAUCUGGAUGCACAGCUCGCAGGCCUCUGCCAAACUGCUCCGACCGGUGUUUCCAUGCGAAGUACCGCGCCCACGACGGCACGUGCAACAACCUGCAGCAGCCCACGUGGGGCGCGGCGCUGACCGCCUUCGCGCGCCUGCUGCAGCCAGCCUACCAGGACGGCAUCUGCGCGCCCCGCGGGCUCGGCCUUCCUGUGGGCUCCCGCCAGCCCCUCCCGCCGCCCCGGCUGGUCGCCACAGUGUGGGCGCGCGCGGCGGCCGUCACCCCCGACCACAGCUACACACGCAUGCUCAUGCACUGGGGCUGGUUUCUAGAGCACGACUUGGACCACACAGUGCCUGCGCUGAGCACAGCCCGCUUCUCGGAUGGGCGGCCGUGCAGCUCCGUCUGCACCAAGGACCCUCCGUGCUUCCCCAUGAACACCCGGCACGCCGACCCCCGGGGCACCCACGCGCCCUGCAAGCUCUUCGCGCGCUCCAGCCCCGCGUGUGCCAGCGGCCGUCCCUCUGCGACGGUGGAUUCAGUCUAUGCACGAGAGCAGAUCAACCAGCAAACAGCCUACAUCGAUGGCUCCAACGUUUACGGGAGCUCGGAGCGGGAAUCCCAGGCUCUCAGAGACCCUUCGGUGCCUCGGGGUCUCCUGAGGACAGGCUUUCCUUGGCCUCCCUCCGGAAAGCCCUUAUUGCCCUUUUCUACAGGCCCACCCACCGAGUGCGCGCGACAGGAGCAGGACAGCCCCUGUUUCCUGGCCGGGGACCACCGGGCCAACGAGCAUCUGGCUCUGACCGCCAUGCACACCCUGUGGUUCCGGGAACACAACAGGGUGGCCACGGAGCUGUCCGCCCUGAACCCCCACUGGGAGGGAAACACGGUUUACCAGGAAGCCAGGAAGAUCGUGGGCGCGGAGCUGCAGCACAUCACCUACAGCCACUGGCUGCCUAAGGUCCUGGGGGACCCUGGCACUAGGAUGCUGAGGGGUUACCGAGGCUACAACCCCAACGUGAAUGCGGGCAUCAUUAACUCUUUUGCUACUGCAGCCUUUAGAUUUGGCCACACAUUCAUCAAUCCUAUUUUUUACCGACUGAAUGCCACCUUAGGUGAAAUUUCCGAAGGCCACCUUCCGUUCCAUAAAGCGCUCUUUUCACCGUCCAGAAUAAUCAAGGAAGGUGGGAUUGACCCGGUUCUCCGGGGGCUGUUUGGCGUGGCUGCUAAAUGGCGGGCACCCUCCUACCUUCUCAGUCCUGAGCUGACCCAGAGGCUCUUCUCCGCGACUUAUUCUGCGGCCGUGGAUUCGGCUGCCACCAUCAUUCAAAGGGGUAGAGACCACGGGAUCCCACCAUAUGCUGACUUCAGAGUUUUCUGUAAUUUGACUUCAGUUAAGAACUAUGAGGAUCUUCAAAAUGAAAUUAAAGAUUCAGAGAUUAGACAAAAACUGAGAAAGUUGUACGGCUCUCCAGGUGACAUUGACCUCUGGCCCGCCCUUAUGGUUGAAGACCUGAUUCCCGGUACGAGAGUGGGACCAACACUUAUGUGCCUGUUUGUUACCCAGUUUCAGCGGCUAAGAGAUGGAGAUAGGUUCUGGUAUGAAAACCCUGGAGUAUUUACCCCGGCACAACUCACUCAGCUGAAGCAGGCGUCCCUGGGCCGGGUGCUUUGUGACAAUGGUGACAGCAUUCAGCAAGUGCAGGCUGAUGUCUUUGUAAAGGCAGAAUACCCACAGGAUUACCUGAGCUGCAGCGAGAUCCCGAAGGUGGACCUGCGAGUGUGGCAAGACUGCUGUGCAGACUGUAGGAGUAGAGGACAGUUCAGAGCAGCGACGCAAGAAUCUCAAAAGAAACGCUCAGCUCAAUACAGCUAUCCUGAUGAUAAGGAUAUGGAGUUAAGUCAUCUAAGAAGCAGGCAACAAGAUAAAAUAUAUGUGGGUGAAGAUGCUAGAAAUGUGACAGUUCUGGCAAAAACAAAGUUCUCCCAAGAUUUCAGCGCGUUUGCAGCGGAAAUUCAGGAAACCAUCACAGCACUCAGAGAGCAGAUAAACAAGCUGGAGGCACGCCUGAGGCAGGCAGGGUGUACAGAUGUUAAAGGGGUUCCAAGGAAGGCCGAGGAGCGCUGGAUGAAAGAAGACUGCACUCACUGCAUUUGUGAGAGUGGCCAGGUCACCUGUGUGGUGGAGAUUUGUCCCCCGGCUCCCUGUCCCAGUCCUGAAUUGGUGAAAGGAACCUGCUGUCCAGUCUGCAGAGACCGAGGAAUGCCAAGUGAUUCCCCAGAGAAGCGCUAAUAAAAGUUUUGUGCUGUUGAGCUCCAAAUGGGAAAUUUCUCAGGAAGAGACAUUUAGGACUUCAGAACUUUUAACUUGUAGUCACAUUGUUGAUAUGGAAACCACUGACUUAAGCAACUUAGUUCAUCUAAUCUUACAUAUACUGACGAUCUUUUAUUUUUUUCAUUUUCUAACAUACCUUGAAAUAAUUCAAAACUAAAAUCAAUAAAGUGCAUAGGAAGUGUUUGAUCAUAAGAAAUAUUUCUUACUGUAAGCUGUCAGUUUUAUAUGCCACACCUGGAAAUAAAAAGAAUAUCAUGGAAUAUUUAAAAAAUAUAUGAGUAUUGUGGAAAAUCUCUAAUUUUGGAAUUCAGAGAGGUUUCAAGGUUUCAUAUCUGCAGGAAUUUUGAAAUAAUGAGUUUUGCACUUACAGAAAACAUCUGGAAGGGUCUGUGAUACAUUCGUGACAAUGUUGUGAUGCUGUUCUCCCCACUGACCCCCCCUCUCUCAGAUCUACAACCUAGACAAUUGUCAGACUUUGCUGGGAAGGCACUUAUCUUAACCAUCAUUAGUCGCUAAGUCCUCGGACAUAAGGAAAAAGUCAGUGAAGGAAUAUCAUUAUUUUAGGGAGCUUGUUAGUUCUGCAUGUGGCUGAAAAAUGCAAACUCUCUGAGAGAAAGAGACUUUAAAGUAGAAUUGCUCAAUAUCCAUCUUCCUCUUACUUGGCAUUAUUGCCAUUCCUGAGAUGUCAAAAUUGAAAUAUAACCAAGCCUGAAAUUCAGGAGCAAUCUGAAUUUACUAUAAGCAGACUUGAAAGUGUUUCUGACUUUUACAAAAGGUGUUGCUGUGGGGUUCUUCUAAUUCGGGCACUUUCUUACAGCAUUUGACACAGAACCCCAUAGACAAGUAUAUUUAUACUCAGAAUUGAGUAUUAAGUAAUUUAGGUGAUUUUGACUUCAUAUUAGAUCAGAGCCUUUAAAAUCUGAUAUAAAAAUAUGUACCCAUAUGUGGGGUUGAUAGAUCUUUUUAAAGAAUACUUUGUGCCAAGACUUUUUUUUUUUUUUUUUUUCUGAGACAAGGUCUCACUCUGUCACCCAGGCUGGGGUGCAGUGCAGUGGUGCCUUCAUGGCUCACCGCAGCUCCACCUCCUGGGCUCAAGCAACAGUCUCAUCUCAGCCUCUUGAGUAGGUGGGACUACAGGUGCACGCCACCAUGUCCAACUAAUUGUUUUUUUUUUUUUAAUUUUGUAGAAAUAGGGUUUCACUGUGUUCCCCAGGCAGAUCUCAAACUUCUGGCCUCAAGCUGUCCUCCCUCCUCAGCCUCCCAAAGCACUGGAAUUACAAGCAUAAGCCACCAUGACAGCCAAACCCUUUGAGGAAAGAUUUCAUGUAGUGUCCUGCCAAGAGAGGGCCUCGAAGAGAGAGCGCUACUGUUUUUCAAUUACAAAAUAAACUUUUAAAAAUAGGCAUCAUUUCCCAAUAUUUAGAGUUCUUUUGUAAAAUGCAGUAUUCGUUUUAGAGAAAAUAUUCUGGUGGCUUUUGUAUCAUGAGUGAGGAAAGAUGUUUCUAGAGUUUGUAGUGUAUUUCAUCGAUUUAAAAUGUGUUAGUGAUUCCCAAGAUCCAAAUUAAUUUUUACUAAAAAGGUUUCAAAGGAUAAAUCCUAAUAUGCCAUAAAAGUUUCAUAUUUCAUGGCCUUUCAAAAUCCAAAAUAAUUUUUAAUUAUACUAAGUUUUAAAAGAUAAAACCUAACAAAUCUCAGAUGCUUCACAUUUGGUGGCCUUUUAAGGUCCAGCAUUGUGAAAUGCAGCUAAAUCUUACGAAUGUAAGUGUAAUGUGUUUCUCAGAAACAGUCACAGUAAGCUUACCUGCAGAUGACAGUAACAAAUGACAAUUACUGGCCGGGCACGGUGGCUCACAUCUGUAAUACCAGCACUUUGGGAGUCCGAGGCGGCAGAUCACAAGGUCAGGAGAUUGAGACCAUCCUGGCUAACAUGGUGAAACCCCGUCUCUACUAAAAAUACAAAAAAUUAGCCGGGCGUGGCGGUGUGAGCUGGUAGUCCCAGCUGCUGGGGAGGCUGAGGCAGGAGAAUGGCGUGAACCUGGGAGGCGGAGCUUACAGUGAGCCGAGAUCACGCCACUGCACUCCAGCCUGGGCGACAGAGCAAGACUCCGUCUCAACAAACAAACAAACAAAAAUGACAAUUAUGAACGAACUUUGUUAAGUUUUGUUUUCUCAUAAUAUUCAUUUGCCGUUGUUUCAUCUUACUGCCAUUUAAGCAAGACCUAUGUGAUUGCUCAUUUUAUUUUUUACACACUGACCACAUGUUAACUUGGAUGUCACAUGGUUAAUAUGACUGGCUCAUAUAACAUAAACAAAUAUUAAAAUAACUGAAUGAAAUUAUCAUUUAAAAUAGAACUGGAUUGACUACAUGAGGAUUUUAAAAACUGUAUGUCAAUUGACAAGAAAACUUGAAAAUUCAGCCAACUUUAUAGACAUCAUUAUAAUUCAGUCAUAUAAAUUGCUUUUUGCUUUGUAUAUUUUACUGUACAACACUUAUUUGUCUAUGUUUUUAAUGUUGUUUUUAUUCUUGAAAAUAAUAUUGCAAAUGGUAAAAAUUUCAAGUAUUUCUUUCCCAAGGAUAUACCCUGCCCUUCA
This is a messenger RNA of Gorilla gorilla gorilla (western lowland gorilla), 13119 nucleotides long. RefSeq names its product peroxidasin like (gene PXDNL). The coding region runs from base 6094 to 10485 and encodes 1463 amino acids. Lineage: Eukaryota; Metazoa; Chordata; Mammalia; Primates; Hominidae. Gene Ontology annotation, biological process: response to oxidative stress. The transcript is spliced from 23 exons. Gene Ontology annotation, molecular function: peroxidase activity; protein binding; heme binding. The record is from RefSeq and is a predicted model, not a curated record.